Messenger RNA from Coregonus sp. 'balchen', 273 nucleotides. Lineage: Eukaryota; Metazoa; Chordata; Actinopteri; Salmoniformes; Salmonidae. The record is from the annotation of a GenBank genome assembly.
AUGCACCCCACAGGCCCCACCCACCAGCAGAGCAUCACCAGCUCCAUCGGUGCAGCCAGACGUGACCGGGCCCAGUCUACUACCCCACACCGGACCACCACCUUUACCAGACCAGAGGCAGUCCCCCGGCCCAGACCUGGCUCCCCUCCCCUCCACGGGGCACAACAGCAGGACCAGCGCAGCUAUGCGGAGGCCCUCAGAGGACAGGAGAACGCUAUAGGAUGGAGUGAGAUUAAACAGCUUCUCCAGUACAUCUGCACUAAACUGCACUAA